This is a messenger RNA of Onthophagus taurus, 1792 nucleotides long. It is a transcript of the gene NimA, whose product is annotated as Nimrod A. Gene Ontology annotation, molecular function: protein binding. NCBI's taxonomy places the organism in Eukaryota, Metazoa, Arthropoda, Insecta, Coleoptera, Scarabaeidae. The record is from RefSeq and is a predicted model, not a curated record.
UUCAGAGCAUCCGAGAUGAUUAUGAUUAAAACAUGUGCACAUAAUUUAUUAUUAUUUGAAACGAGACUCUAAGUUAGUUUGAAAAGCGAUUUUAGAGAAGAGGAUUUUUAGUUUUAGUUGAAUUAAGAGUGAGUGCAGUUUGAAAAGGUCAAAAUGAGUGACCAAAAAAAUUCGAUUAUUACGUAAUUUAUCAUCAAGAAGAAUUUAAUAAAUUUAUUUUCAUAGCCAUGACUAAAAUAAAUAAAUUAGUUUAUUUAUUACUCAUCAUUUACUUCUUUGAUUCGAAUUCAAGGAUGAUUUUUGGUGAAUUAGUGGGAGAUAAUGUUUGCCAGGACGAAGAGAGGUACAUGGUAAACGUUACGAGGCAUUUUCUAAGAAACAUUACAAUCCGGGACUACGAAUGGUGCCUUCAGGUUCCGCCACGGUGUUCCACUUACAAAGUGCAACAGAUAAACGACUCCAGAACAGUUGAAGAAGAAAGAGUGAAAUACAUCAAAACUUGUUGCAGCGGUUACAAACUUUCAAACAAAGGAGAUUCUUGCAUUGCAGAAGGUUGUCCAAAUUGCAUAAAUGGUAUAUGCAAUAAAACCCAAAUUUGCGAUUGCGAACCUGGGUACCAAGGAAUCGAUUGUAGCGAAGAAUGCGAUACCGGCUUUUUUGGGAAAGAUUGUAAACAAGAAUGUGAUUGCGGCGAUCAAGGGAUUUGCAACAAAGAAAAUGGGAAAUGUUUUUGCCCUCAAAUACAAACAAUAAACGGAUUAAGGUGUGAACCAACAUGUUCGAGAGAUAAACCUGAUCAUGAAUGCAAAUUUCAAUGUAUUUGUUUUCCUAUAAAAGAAGAAGCUUCGUUAGUUCUUGAAACAACGACAGAUUUUGAUUUUUCAACUCAAUACGAUGACAAUUUUGAUGUGAUUGAUGAUUAUAAUAGUGAAGAAUUAAUUAGGAAUAUUCAAUUGAUUAAAACUAAUAGUUAUGUGACGAAACCAUGGGUUAAUAUAAAAAGAUCGAGUAGUUAUCCCUUUAGCUAUUUCACAACUGAAAAUAAUAAACCACCGAAAAUGUAUGGAUUUGAUAUAUUAUCAACCAAAAAAUUUAUCACUACAACUGAAGCAGCGAAAACAACAACAAUAACAACAACAACAACAACGAUAAAAGAGAUUAAUAAUAUAAAAGAAACAAUGAAUAAUAAUUUUUCUAAUGAGAAUUUAAUAAUAGAUAGUAGAUUAUUUAUAACAGUAUUAUGCGCGGUACUUUUUUCAGUGCUCGUGAUACUUUUUGCAGUGACGUUUUGUGUGCUGCAUAGGUUAAAGGAGAGAAAACGAGAAUGUGAAUUAAAAAUUAAAGAGAAAUCUGCGCAAAACAUCCCCAGCGUUUCCGUUACUGCGAGAAGCAUUUUCCAUACCCCUUUACCAGAACCUCCAACAUUUCAAAACCCAGUUUUUUCAUUACCUUUGGACUCAAAUCUUCAACCAAACGCAAUCGAGGUUGUUUGUAACAUGAAUUUUCCUAAAAGUACAUCUUCUACAUUACAGGAAGAAUUUUUUUAUGAUCAUCCACCAUCCACAGGAAGUUAUCGAGCGGCUUCAAUUCCAGAACCUCCAACACCUUUACUAGAAAAGCUCAGUUUCGAUCCGAUUUACGAUGAAAUUCCGAAUCAAAAGAAGCAAAUAUCAUCAUCGUCAAGUCCUCCACCUUCGUAUAUUUCAGAUAAAUCAACUCUUUACAUGAAUACGCGAUGAUGUUUGUUUUGAUUCCUUUUUUCUUUUUGUUAAUAAAGAUAAGAAAAUUGAAA